This is a messenger RNA of Vanessa tameamea, 1282 nucleotides long. RefSeq lists its product as uncharacterized. Lineage: Eukaryota; Metazoa; Arthropoda; Insecta; Lepidoptera; Nymphalidae. The record is from RefSeq and is a predicted model, not a curated record. The coding region runs from base 512 to 1282 and encodes 256 amino acids. The transcript is spliced from 7 exons.
UCCGUCUUAUUACAAAAAACUAAAUAAACCUUGGUUUAAACCUGGACUAUCUAGUCCAGGUUUAUCUGAAAAACCAUGGUCUAAAUUCAUUCGUAUUACAAAACUUAGUAAAACCAUAGAUUUCUUAGUACUGCCAUUUGAACCAUUCUUUAAAUAUCCACCACAGAUUAAUUCAUAUAUCGUUCGUUCAUUUUGAUAUCAUUCUAUAAUAACGUUCCGUAUGCUUAGAAAAUAAAACGAUUCAAUGUUUUGCUAAUGAUUAAAUUACGUUUAUGAGUGAUGAAAGUAAUUGAAACUGUUAUUUUGUAUAGAUGUAUAUAUAAUUUAUUACGUCGCUUGUAGUUUUAUGUUUUAGCACAUUAUUUAAUGUAUCUUAACUUAUAAUAUACGUGUAACGAAACGCAAGUCUCGUUCGUAAGAAGUUUCGCGCGUAAUUUGAAACCGGAGCAACAAGGGUUGAAUUUUGCUAAUUUCGUCUUGCACUCGUACACUAUUUUAAAGUCAUUUCGUGAUGAGUCAGGAAAAAAGGAAACGUUCUGAGAAUUGGAGUACUGAAGAAAAAGAUAUACUACGUGAGAUGAUUGGGCAGUCACACCACAUUAUAGAAAAUCGGUGUACAAAAGCUUCCUCCAACAAUAAAAAAACUCAAGAGUGGAAAGAUAUAACAAAGAGAUUAAAUGAAUUGACGGGAAAGUGUAGGUCAGACGGUGAUGUCAAGUUAGCGUGGAAGAGGAUGAAGCUCACAGCUAAAGCCAACUUGUCCACUCAUUGGCAAGAUUUAGGAAAGACGGGGGGUGGGAAUAAGCCCAAGUCGCCUUCACAAGAAGAUCUAGCCACAAUAAAUAUUGUUCCAGGCGAUUUUAUUGUCGAAUAUAAUAAUUUUGAUAGUGAUGCUAUGAGACCUGUGGCUGAGUUGAAUGUUUUGGGCCACAAAAACAUUGAAAUAGAAGCGGGGCCAAGUACAGCUGUACCACCAUUAGAUCUUAAAGAAAAUAAUGAGGUACAAGCUGAAAAGGGCCAGGGUACUUCAAAUAAUGUAAAUGUGGAAACUACUACAAAAAAAAGAGUUUUAUGUACAAAUAGUGAUCCAAAAAACAAAAAAAAUAAAAUGGCAGAAGAAAUAUUGCGAACCAACAGUGCAUUUAAAGAGAGGCAGUUGGAGAUGUUAGAAUUGGAGCAUCAAUAUAAAAUUGAAACAUAUAAAUUAAAAAUUAAAAAAUUAGAACUUCAAAUUGAGUUACUAGAAAAUAAUAAGAAGUCCAUUAAUUAUCAGUUCUGCUGA